Pezoporus occidentalis (night parrot) is the source of this 4637-nucleotide messenger RNA. Its product is annotated as protein eyes shut homolog. The transcript has 28 exons. The annotation marks the transcript as partial. Gene Ontology annotation, molecular function: Notch binding; calcium ion binding. The record is from RefSeq and is a predicted model, not a curated record. NCBI's taxonomy places the organism in Eukaryota, Metazoa, Chordata, Aves, Psittaciformes, Psittacidae.
UACAGAUGAACCUUAAGGUACAAGUGUUCUGAAGCUAUCUUCAGUAAUGAAGCAGGUGUGAAAGACAUCUCCCAUUUGCCAAGUGAAACAAUGAAUACAAAAUCAACAGUUCGCGUAUUUGUGUGCUUUAUUCAGCUAUGUGUUGUAAAGGGGCAGGUAAUAUGUGAGAGGCAAACGAUCGCAGAAUGGCGAGUGGAACCAAAACCUAGUAUAAUAAAAUGGACACCAAGAGAAAAUGUCUGCUCAGACUUUUAUACCGAAUGCUGGAAUAUGAAUAAAAGUAUUUCUGGGGAAAUCUCAGAAGAACAAAACCUCAAUAUCCCUCAGAUAUGCCCUUUACAGCUUCAGUUAGGUGAUAGUCUCUUCAUUUCCUCCGAGCCAUCUUUUAAGUCCUUUGGAAUGAAUUUAGUAAAUGUCUCCAAGGAAGAAUUUAUUAACUGCCCUAAAGCUGGUUUCCUUCAAGAACAGUUGAUUUUUGUAUGUCAGAUAAAAGGAAUGCACCAAGUUGACCCUAACUGGCUUGAUGUUGGAACCCAUUACUUUGCAGAACUUCAUAAGAGAGGCCCGCUACUGUGCAACGUGGGCCUCCGUCUGAAUGUAACUGUGAAACAGCAGUUUUGUCAACAGUCUCCAAGUGCACCGUUAUGCUCUGGGCAUGGAAAAUGUCUAAGCCACAUUUGGGAAAAAUCAUAUAAUUGCCAUUGUUUCUCACAGUAUUCAGGAAGAUUCUGCCAGAAUUUUGAUGUAUGCUCCACUAAACCUUGCCACAACAAUGCAUCCUGCACUGAGAAAACAGAACGUUCUGGAGAUUCUUAUGAAUGCCUGUGUCCUCCAAAAUUUUCAGGUAAAAACUGUACAGAAAUAGUUGGACAGUGCCAGCCACCUACAUGUUUCAAUGGUAACUGCAGCAAUGUUACUCCAAACACAUUUAUUUGUGAAUGUGACAAGGGCUUUACAGGUCCAUUUUGUGAGAAACCUGGUGAUCCUUGUGCAUCUCAGCCAUGUCUGAAUGGGGGCAUAUGCCAAUACAACCAGUAUGGAUAUGUCUGUGAUUGUCCUGCUGGUUUUCUUGGUCACAACUGUGAAAUUGAUGUCAAUGAAUGUUCUUCAAGGCCAUGUCAGAAUGGAGGUACAUGCAUCGAUUUGCCAAAUGAUGUGGCAUGUAUCUGUCUGCCAAUAUUCACUGGCAAGUUCUGUGAGAGAAUACUGAAUCCAUGUGAAUUACUGCCUUGCUUAAAUAACGCAACUUGUGUAGCUCAACACCAGAACUAUAACUGCCGCUGUAUGCCAGGAUUCACUGGAAAGAACUGUGAGGAAGUAAUUGACUACUGCAGGCUGCUCAGCAUCAACUGUCUGAAUGAAGGAUUGUGUCUUAAUAUAAUUGGUGGAUUCACUUGCCUUUGUGCACCUGGAUGGACAGGAGAAUUUUGCCAAUUUGCUGAAAAUGCAUGUUUGAUUUACCCGAAUAGUUGUUCUGAUGGAGCAACUUGCAUUGAUAUGAGCCAACUGGGAGAGCAACCUCUGUUUCAGUGUCUGUGUCUUCAUAAUUUCACAGGAGAAUUCUGUGAAGUACAAAUAGAUACCUGUGGUUCCAGUCCUUGUGAAAAUGGAGGAACAUGUAUUGACUAUGGAGAUCAUUUUAACUGCUCUUGCCCUAUAGGUUUUGAAGGUGAAAGAUGUAAACUGGAUAUUGAUGCCUGCCUGUUCUCCAAUAUAAGCUGUGCCCCAGGAGCACUGUGUGUGGAUAAACCUCAUGGAUUUAAUUACACAUGUUUAUCACCAUGUAUUGGAAAUACAGAGGUAUGUGCAAAUGGAGGUAGCUGCUUCUAUGAUGAAGAAAACCAGAGAUCUCAUUGCUCCUGUGCUCUUGGAUGGAAAGGACAAGCAUGCCUGGAGAAUAUUAAUGACUGUGAGGUCAACCAGUGCCAACAUGGAGCCACAUGUGAAGAUGGAGUUAAUAAAUACAGGUGCAUAUGUCCCCUUGGUUACACUGGCACAUUUUGUGAACGUGAUGCUAGCAACUGCGUUGGAAACCAGUGCUCCAAAUAUGGUUUCUGCCAGGACCACUUGCAUAAUUACAGCUGUAUUUGUGUGCCUGGAUAUGAAGGACCCUUCUGUGAAGUUGAAAUUAAUGAGUGCUCAAGUUCACCUUGCAGAAAUGGAGCUACCUGCAUGGAUUUAAUUGACCACUUUUCAUGUCAGUGUGCUGCUGGGUUCAAAGGCGAAACAUGUUCUGUUCGGAUGAGUGAGUGUCUAGACAGACCCUGUUGGAACAGAGGAACCUGUGAAGAGGACAUAAAUGGCUUCAAAUGCAAUUGUCCCUUUGGUUUUUCAGGCCAGUACUGUGAAAUAGAAGUGAAUGAGUGCAAUUCAGCUCCCUGCUUGAAUGGUGCUGUCUGUCAGAAUGAUGUCAACAGCUAUGAGUGUUUUUGCCCUGAAGGGUUUGAAGGUUUGAACUGUGAAAUCAACUUUGAUGAGUGCACUUACGGUUUUUGUAAAAGCAAUUCAACUUGUUUAGACCUGGUUGCAGACUACAGCUGCAUUUGUCCUCCAGGAUUCACUGACAAAAACUGUUCCAUGGAUAUUGAUGAAUGCUCCUCCAAGCCCUGCAAAAAUGGAGGCCAUUGCCAUGAUUUGAUUGAUGAAUUUUACUGUAGCUGUUUGCCAGGUUUUACUGGUCAGUUUUGUGAAGCAGCUGUUGCUGCCUGCCUGUCACAACCAUGUGGAGUCUCCAGCAUCUGUAAAGACAUAGUGGAUGGCUACCUUUGUUUCUGUGCACCUGGUUUUAUAGGUAAUAACUGUGAGACUGAGGUAAAUGAGUGUCUUAGUGACCCUUGUCACAAUGGAGCUACUUGCGUUGAUCAUCUGAAUGCCUUCAGUUGCAUCUGUCAAGAUGGAUUUCAAGGCACAACUUGUGAAGCAAACAUAAAUGAAUGUCACUCUUCUCCAUGUCUUCAUAACGCGUCAUGUGCAGACCUUAUUAGUGGUUAUGAAUGCAGCUGUCUGCCUGGCUUUACUGGUGCAAGAUGUGAAACAGAUAUAGAUGAGUGUGCUUCAUUUCCCUGCAAGAAUGGAGCCACCUGCAUUGACCAACCUGGUAAUUAUUUCUGCCAAUGUGUGGCUCCGUUUAAAGGUUUGAACUGUGAGUUUAGGCCUUGUGAGGCCAGCAAUCCCUGUGAGAAUGGAGCUGUGUGCAUAGAAGAAAUGAAUUUGGACGUUUUUCCCCUUGGAUUCCAUUGCAAGUGUGUGAAGGGCUUUGCAGGUCCACGCUGUGAGAUCAAUGUCAAUGAGUGCAGUUCUAACCCUUGCCUCCACGGAUACUGCUAUGACAUUGUGGAUGGCUUCUAUUGUUUGUGUAACCCAGGAUAUGCAGGACUGAAAUGUGACCAGGACAUUGAUGACUGCAUAAUCAAUUCUUGUGAACACAAUUCUACAUGCGUUGAUCUACAUCUGAGAUACCAAUGUGUUUGUAUGCCUGGAUGGGAAGGAACGUUCUGUGAAAAUGAAUCAAAUGAAUGUAAUUCAGAGCCUUGUAAAAACAAUGGCACCUGCGUGGAUCUUUUCAACAGCUAUCGGUGCACAUGUACAACAGGAUGGACAGGGCCAGACUGCAGCGAAGAUAUAAAUGAAUGUGAUUCUGAGCCAUGCUUGAAUGGAGCCACCUGUUAUGAAUCUGUUAAGCAGGGACAGUUUGUAUGCAUUUGUCCUCCAUUUUAUACUGGUAACUUCUGCCAUCAGCGCUUCAGUCCCUGUGAGCUGCCUUACAAUCCAUGCAUAAACAAUUCAACCUGCUUGGCACAAGCCAAUGGAAAUCCAGUGUGCAUUUGCAAAACAGGAUUUGAGGGCAUUUACUGUGAAAUUAACAGUGAUGAGUGCAUCUCCCAUCCAUGCCAGAAUGAAGGUCUCUGUGUGGAUGGGAUUAACCAUUACAGGUGCUCCUGCCAACACGGUUUUACUGGGACACUCUGUGAAGCAGAGAUAAAUGAAUGCUUAUCAGGACCCUGCAAAAACAAUGGAACUUGCCUGGAUCUCAUAAACAGAUUCAUCUGCAGUUGUGCACCUGGGUACUAUGGGUCUCUGUGUGAGAUGGAUGUAAAUGAGUGUGAAACUUUUCCUUGCUUGCAUGGAGGAAGCUGCGUCAACAGACUUGGUGGCUAUGGGUGCUUCUGUCCACCUGGAUUCACAGGUGAUAGAUGUGAAGUAGAUAUAGAUGAAUGUAUGUCUACUCCUUGCCUCAACCAUGGAAGUUGCAUUGAUGAUAUCAGUUUUUAUAAGUGCCACUGUAGAAGAGGUUUCAUUGGAACAAACUGCGAGAUCAAUGUUAAUGAAUGUUUGCCAGAUCCUUGUCUUCAUGGAAGAUGUAUAGAUCUCAUUGAUGGAUAUCAAUGCUCUUGUGAAUCAGGAUGGACCAGCUCAAGAUGUGAGAUAAAUAUUAAUGAAUGUGAAUCUGCUCCCUGCAUUAAUGGAGGUUCCUGUCAAGAUGCUGUCAAUGCAUUUGUUUGUACUUGCCUGAGUGGGUACACUGGCAGGUUUUGUGAAGUUGACGUUGAUGUUUGCAGUGAGCCUGCACUGAACUCAGUUCUCUGUUACAAUGGAGGUGUAUGUGUUGAUGGACCUGGAAGAAUAUUUCAUUGCAG